CUCUUUUUUACUUAUUAUGAGUUUUAUUCGACUUGCUACGCGUUUCAUAGGUACAACAAAACGUGUACAAUCCACACGUCACAUUCAUACCUCGACUAUUCUUUCUGGAGAAUGGAAACACGCUUUAUCCUCCCCUUAUUAUAACACGGGUACAUCCAUGCCAAGAGAACUACGUAAACAACUGGGUAUCCAUGGUCAAAUCCCUAGUGUAGUAGAAAGUCUCGAGAUGCAAUCGAAACGCGCCUUGAAACUUUUACGUGCUAAACUCUCACCCUUUGAAAAAUACCUGUUUAUGGCGCAGCUACGUAACAAUAAUACCAAACUCUUUUACAGCCUUGUCAACAACCAUAUCGAGGAAUUUGCUCCGAUUAUCUAUACACCCACGGUAGGAGAAGCGUGUUUAAAUUAUUCGGCCAUUUACCCUUUUCUGAAUUCACCGGCGGGGACACCCGAUGGACUCUAUAUCACUUUAGAUGAUCUUGAUGAUUUAGAUAAAAUAAUCAGUGAUUAUCUUGAACGUACGGAGGGAGAAAUACCGGAUAUUACGGUGAUGACAGAUGGUUCGCGUAUAUUGGGAUUGGGAGAUCUUGGGAUGAACGGGAUGCCAAUUAGUAUGGGUAAAUUACAGCUGUAUGUUGCUGGAGCAGGUAUUGAUCCACGUCGUACGCUACCCAUUGUCCUUGACUUUGGUACGAACUCGCACGAUAAUCAAGCGGAUGAAUUUUAUUUGGGGAGUCGACAAAAGCGACCCAGUGACGAUGUAUUUUAUGCAGCCAUGAAAAAAGUCUUGACGGCAUUGACAAGAGCGUUUCCCAACAUGGUGGUUCAAUUUGAAGAUUUCUCCAGUGCCCAUGCCUUUGGUUUAUUAAAAGAGUACAAGGAAAAAAUAACUUGUUUCAAUGAUGAUAUUCAAGGAACGGGUGCAGUGAUUCUUGCUGGUCUCAUUAACGCAUUUCGACAAGUGGAGAUACCAUUAGAUCAACAUCGCAUUGUGUUUUAUGGUGCUGGAUCUGCCGCUGUAGGUGUAGCAAGACAAAUUGGAGAGUAUUUACAGAUUGAACAUGGGUUAUCGGAAAAGGAAUCCAAGGACAUGUUUUAUUUUAUUGAUUCAAAGGGUUUAAUUACCUGUGAUCGAGGAGAUGAGGAUUUGGCUCAACAUAAAGUGUAUUAUGCUAGAACGGAUAAUAAAGGACAACAAUUUAAAUCCUUGCAAGAGAUCAUCAAUCAUGUUAAACCAACCACAUUAAUUGGUUUAUCAUCCAGAAAGAACGCGUUUGAUAAAGAGGCAUUGACACGUAUGAGUGAAUUGAAUGAACAACCCAUUGUUUUCCCCUUAUCCAAUCCAAGCAGUAAAGCAGAAUGUACCUUUGAAGAAGCCAUGCAAGCGACCAAGAAUAAGGUAGUGUUUGCCUCAGGUACUGCUUUCCCUCCUUAUACGAUUCCGGGUACAAAUGAAAUACGUACGCCUGGACAGGGAAACAACAUGUACAUCUUUCCUGGUAUUGGCUUUGGAGCGAUUCUGGCAAAACCCAAGACGAUCACAAACCGUAUUGUGUUGCGUGCUGCAAUGGCGUUGGCAGAUACGUUGACACCACAGGAAAGAGAACGUGGGUUGUUGUAUCCUGAAUUAAAUCGUAUUCGAGAAGUAUCAGCUACGAUUGCAUCAGCAGUGGUAGAUCAGUCUGUGCGAGAUGGUUUGGCGGAUGAUGAAAUGAAGGCAGUGCACCCAGAUGAUUAUGAUGCCUUUGUGCAAGCUCGAAUGUGGUCACCUGAAAUUGAAAAUUAAAAAAAAAAAUAAAAAAGUUGAGGUUGUCACACAAA
Molecule: messenger RNA, 1821 nt
Organism: Mucor mucedo
Lineage: Eukaryota; Fungi; Mucoromycota; Mucoromycetes; Mucorales; Mucoraceae
Exons: 3
Coding region: 17-1786 (589 amino acids)
Biological process (GO): malate metabolic process; pyruvate metabolic process
Cellular component (GO): mitochondrion
Molecular function (GO): malate dehydrogenase (decarboxylating) (NAD+) activity; NAD binding
Source: RefSeq, a predicted model, not a curated record